UAAAUAUUCAUUGUAAACAUUUAUUUGAUUGUUCUGAAAAAAAAAAAACAAGAAAAAAUGUAUAUUAUUUUUUUUAAUUUUGUUUGUUUUUUUAUCUUUCUUCUUUUCUUUCUUUAUUUUAUAAAAAAUGAGUGUUCAUAACUCUUCUUCUUUCUCGCCUUCACCUUCAACUUCUGCUUCCUUAAGAAGAACAAUGGCAUCUACUAACAAUAAUAACAACCAGGAUAAUAAUAAUUCAUCUCCGACAAAUAGCGUUAUAUUAAAAAUGGGAAUUAUUGGUGAUGCGCAAAUUGGUAAAACGAGUUUGAUGAUAAAAUAUGCUGAAGGAGCCUAUGAUACAGAAUAUACACAAACUUUAGGCGUUAAUUUUAUGGAGAAAACGAUUUUGAUUAGACAAACAGAAAUAACAUUUAGUAUAUGGGAUUUAGGAGGUCAAAAAGAAUUUGCGAGUAUGCUACCAUUAGUUUGUAGUGAUGCAGUAGCUAUACUCUUUACAUUUGAUUUAUCAAGAAAGUCAACAUUAAAUGGUUUAAGAGAAUGGUAUAGACAAGCGAGAGGAUUGAAUAAGAGUGCUAUUCCAUUAUUAGUAGGCACAAAAUAUGACGAAUUUAUAAAUUUAUCAUUUGAAGAUCAAGAUGAAAUUACAAGACAAGCAAGAAGAUAUGCUAAAGUGAUGAAAGCGCCACUUAUUUUUUGUUCAACAGCAGAAUCAAUUAAUGUUCAAAAGAUUUAUAAGCUUGUAUUAGCUAAAGUAUUUGAUUUAACUUGCACUCUUCCAGAAAUAUCCGAGAUUGGCGGUCCCAUUUUAGAAUAUAAACAUUGCUAAAUAUAUAUAAAUAUCAAUAUAAACAUAUAAUGUGUAUGCCUUUUUUAUUCUAUACUAUUAUAUAAUACACAAAUCAAUAUAGCAUUUAAAAAAAAAAGAAGUCUAAAAAUAACACUUAUCCAAUGUAUGGUAGACUUGAUUCGAUUGGUUAUCAUUCUAAAGAAGAAGAAAAAAAAAGGGGAAAAUCUUUUGUAUUAAUAGAUUUAGAUUCAAAAAUAGAUUACAUUUUAUUUCAAGGCACAAAUAAAAUGUGU
This is a messenger RNA of Cokeromyces recurvatus, 1080 nucleotides long. Its product is annotated as GTPase Spg1. Lineage: Eukaryota; Fungi; Mucoromycota; Mucoromycetes; Mucorales; Mucoraceae. The record is from RefSeq and is a predicted model, not a curated record. Gene Ontology annotation, molecular function: GTP binding; GTPase activity. Bases 128 to 826 code for a protein of 232 amino acids. The transcript has 6 exons.